This is a messenger RNA of Rangifer tarandus platyrhynchus (Svalbard reindeer), 1821 nucleotides long. The record is from the annotation of a GenBank genome assembly. NCBI's taxonomy places the organism in Eukaryota, Metazoa, Chordata, Mammalia, Artiodactyla, Cervidae.
AUGAGUUACUUCCUGUCUUACUGCAAAGCUCAUGGCGGCUCGCUGCUCACCGGCUACCAGGCGCUGCGCGCCGAGGGCUUCCUGUGCGACGUGACGCUGGAGGCGGAGGGCAGCGAGUUCCCGGCGCACAGGUCGCUCCUCGCGUGUUCCAGCGACUACUUCAGGGCUCUGUUCAAGAGUCACACCCGGGAAUCCCGGGCGAGCGUGAUCCGCCUGCACGUGCCGUCGGCGGCGGGCCUGCAGCGCCUGCUGGACUUCAUCUACACCGCCUGGCUGCCGCUCUCCAUGGACACAGUGGAGGACACGCUGGAGGCCGCCAGCUACCUGCAGGUCACCGAGGCCCUGGGGCUCUGCGGCCGCUACCUGGAGCGCCAGCUGGCCCCGGAGAACUGCUGCUUUGCCGCCAACGUGGCGGCUCGCUUUGGCCUGGCGCACACGCUGGGCGCGGCCGAACGCUGCAUCGUGACCCACCUGAGGGAGCUGCUGGCGCGGGGCGCGGGCCCGGCCGGCCUUCUGGAGCUCAACCCCGCGUCGCUGAGGGCCGUGCUCGGUGCCCCUGACGUGGCGCGGGUGCCCGAGGCCCGGCUGCUGGGCCUGGCGCUGGCCUGGCUGCGGCAGGAGCCUGAGGCCGAACGCCUGGCCCACUGCACUCAGCUCCUCGAGCGGGUCCGCUUCGGCCUCGUGCCCGCCGACGUGCUGCGGCGCGUGUACUCGGGCUCCGGCCUCACCCUGCCCGCCCGGGUCAAGGGCCUCAUCAUCCAGGCCCUCAACUACCACACGUCGCCCUCCCGCCAGCCGCUCCUGCAGGGCGAGCAGACCAGCGUCCGGAGCCCUCAAACCCGCAUCUUGUUGGUCGGGGGGCGCCGGGGGCAGGAGGUGGACGUGGUGGCCUUUGACGUGUACAACCACCGCUGGCGCAGCCUCACGCGGCUGCCUGCUCAGCUGCUGGCGCACAGCGUGUGUGUCGCGGGCAACUUCCUCUUCGUCCUGGGCGGGGAGAGCCCAUCGGGCGGCGCCUGCUCGCCCCCAGCCGACGGUCCGCUGGCUGUCACGGCCCAAGUGCACCGUUACGACCCGCGCUUCCACGUGUGGACGACCGUGCCCCCUAUGCGGGAAGCACGGGCCCAUUUCUGGUGCGGCGCCGUGGGCGAGGGGCUCCUGGCCGUCGGGGGCCUGGGGGCGGGCGGCCAAGCGCUGGCUUCGGUGGAAAUGUAUGACCUGCGCCGGGACCGCUGGACGGCGGCCGGGGCGCUGCCGCGGGCUCUGCACGGCCACGCGGGCGCCGUCGGGGACCGCGGCGUCGUGUACAUCUCCGGGGGCAAGGCGGGGAGAGGCGACGGGGGCGCGAGCAGCCUCCGGGACGUGUUCUCCCUGGCCCCCGGGGAGCAGGCGUGGAGCAAGAGAGCGCCCAUGGGCACGGCCCGCUUCGGGCACCACAUGGCCGCCCUGCGCGGCGCGGUGUUCGCCUUUCUGGGGCGCUACGAGCCCUUCUCCGAGAUCGAGCGCUACGACCCCAGCGCUGACCAGUGGACUCGGCUGCGGCCGCUACCCUACGACCGCUUUUGCUAUGGGCUGGCCUUGGUGGAGGAGACGGUGCUGCUACUGGGCGGCCUCAAGUGGCGGGACUCACGCCAGGUGCCCACCCGCAACGUGGUGGGCUAUGACCUCGACCUGGACCGCUGGGAGGAUAUUGGCUGCGCGCUGCCCUGGGCCUGGAGCGGCCUGCAGUGCGCAGUGCUGCAGCUGGCAGAGGGUGGGGACGAGCAGAGGGAGGCAGAGCCGGGAGAGACGCUGGAUUUUGUGCUGGGCUUAAUGGGUUAA